This is a messenger RNA of Rhododendron vialii, 3620 nucleotides long. Its product is annotated as glutamate receptor 3.2. The record is from RefSeq and is a predicted model, not a curated record. Gene Ontology annotation, cellular component: plasma membrane. Lineage: Eukaryota; Viridiplantae; Streptophyta; Magnoliopsida; Ericales; Ericaceae. Gene Ontology annotation, molecular function: glutamate-gated receptor activity. Bases 469 to 2817 code for a protein of 782 amino acids. The transcript has 8 exons.
UCUCUUCAAGUUUUCUCCCAUGAAAUCGUUAUUUAAUUAGAUCUUUUUCACGUUUGGAAUGCUCUCUUUAAUGUUUCUUGUCUUCCUUUACUUUGUUUCCUACAGUUUUAGUAGUAGUAUUCUCCGAAGAAACAAAACUCACCCCUUUUUUCUAGCACAAGCUUCAAAUCUUGGCUUGGCAUUUCGGCUUUAUUAUCUGGAGAUACUGAGCUAGGAUUACAAAUUCAUCUUUUUCUGGCCUCUCUUUUGCUUUCUUGAUUCAAGGUGUCAGACUCAAUCCUUCUGCCCUUACCCUUUUGGUUUCUAAAUGGAAAUUUAGCUCAAGCAUCGAAGCACCUUGUAUUUAGUUUGAAGCUUCCAGAGGUUCUUCAUUUAGCCCUCAGAGUCCUGACUGGAUGCUGUGGGUUUUUUGUGCUUCCCUUCUUCUGUAUAUGUGGUAACGAAUCAUCAGUUUCAGUAUUUGGUAUAAUGGGGAGUUUGGUCUGGCUAGUGCAUAUGCCUCUUCUUAUCAUUGGGGCAUUGUCUGUAGCAGUUGCAGAACCUGGUGAUGUGAAUAUUGGAGCAAUAUUCACAUUUAGCACCAUCAAUGGAAAAGUGGCAAAAAUUGCCAUGGAAGCUGCUGUACAGGAUGUCAACUCUGAUCCCAAUUUUCUUGGUGGAAAGAAACUGGCUCUUUCUAUGCAUGAUUCCAACUACAGUGGAUUUCUCAGCAUUAUGGGGGCAUUACAGUACAUGGAGCUUGACACCGUAGCCAUUAUCGGUCCACAAUCAGCCGUGAUGGCUCAUGUACUCUCAUAUCUUGCAAAUGAACUCCAUGUCCCUAUGCUGUCAUUCACUGCAUUGGAUCCCACCCUUUCACCUCUCCAAUACCCUUACUUCAUCCAAACAGCACCCAAUGAUCUGUUUCAGAUGACUGCCAUUGCGGAAAUGGUUAGUUAUUUCGGUUAUAGAGAGGUAACUGCGGUCUUCUCUGAUGAUGAGCAGAGCCGAAAUGGCAUAAGUGUGCUAGGUGACAUACUCGCUGAGAGACGCUGUAAAAUUUCAUAUAAAGCAGCCCUUCCCCCUGAUCCCACUGCAACCCGAGAGGACGUUAAGAAUGCAUUGAUUAAGGUUAGGUUGAUGGAAUCUAGAGUCAUUGUUCUACAGACUUUCAAGAUAACAGGCCUUCUGGUUUUCGAUGUGGCCCAGUAUCUUGGGAUGAUGGACAGUGGGUAUGUUUGGAUUGCUUCUACUUGGCUCUCGAGUGUUUUGGAUUCUAGUUCGCCAAUUUCUCAUAAUACUGCCAAAUCCAUCCAAGGGGCUAUCACCCUUCGUCACCACACACCAGACUCGGAAAAGAAAAGGGCUUUCUUAACUAGGUGGAAUCAGUUGAGUAACAACUCAAUUGGGUUGAAUGCUUAUGCUCUAUAUGCUUAUGACACUGUUUGGAUUAUUGCUAAUGCGGUGAAAGUGUUUUUGGAAAAUGGUGGCAACAUUUCAUUCUCUAACGACUCGAGUUUAAGUGGUCUGGGUGGAGGGACACUUAAUCUUGCUGCGUUGAGCGUGUUUGAUGGCGGGAAGCAGUUACUUAGCAACAUAUUGCAAACCAAUAUGACAGGUUUAACUGGUCCUCUGGGAUUUAAUCCAGACAGAUCUCUAAUACAUCCCUCCUAUGAUAUCAUCAACGUUAUUGGGAGUGGGUUCCAGCAGAUAGGAUACUGGUCUAACUAUUCUGGACUAUCUGUUGAAUCACCAGAGGUGCUUUACACCAAACCGCCUAACCGUUCAAGCUCCAACCAACAAUUGCACAGUGUGGUAUGGCCCGGGGGCACGAAGAUUAAGCCUCGUGGUUGGGUGUUUCCAAACAAUGGGAGGCAGUUAAGAAUUGGAGUUCCAAACCGCGCUAGUUAUAAGGCUUUCGUUUCACGAGUCAACGGUACUAAUAAAGUCCAAGGAUAUUGCAUAGAUGUUUUCGUUGCUGCGGUAAAGCUUCUUCCUUAUGGGGUGCCUUAUAAGUUCAUUCUGUUUGGAGAUGGUCACAAGAACCCAAGCUAUGCUGAACUUGUAAAUAAGGUUGCAUUCAAUGUCUUUGAUGCUGCUGUUGGUGACAUUGCUAUUGUCACAAACCGUACAAAAAAUGUGGAUUUUACUCAGCCUUACAUAGAAUCGGGGCUAGUCAUAGUGGCGCCUUUGAGAAAGUUGAACUCAAGUGCUUGGGCUUUCUUGCAGCCAUUCACUCCCCUAAUGUGGGGAGUCACUGCAGCCUUUUUCCUUAUAGUUGGAGCAGUGGUGUGGAUUCUGGAGCAUAGGAUAAAUGAUGAAUUUCGCGGGCCUCCUAGGAAACAGUUAAUGACGAUUCUGUGGUUUAGCUUCUCAACUAUGUUUUUUGCCCACCGAGAAAAUACAGUGAGCACGCUUGGACGAAUGAUCCUAAUCAUCUGGCUAUUUGUGGUUUUGAUUAUCAACUCAAGCUAUACUGCAAGCCUGACAUCAAUUCUCACAGUGCAACAGCUAGCCUCAAACAUCAAAGGGAUUGACACCUUGAUAGCCAGCAAUGUCCCGAUUGGUUUCCAGGUCGGGUCUUUUGCAGAGAACUAUAUGAGUGAAGAACUUGGUAUCUCCAAAUCUAGGCUUGUUGCACUUGGCUCGCCAGAAGAAUAUGCUAUGGCCCUUGAGAAAGGAACUGUUGCUGCUGUGGUUGAUGAACGACCGUACAUAGAGCUCUUCCUCUCGACCUACUGCAAGUUCUCCGUUGUCGGUCAAGAGUUCACGAAAAGUGGGUGGGGAUUUGUAAGUAUCUCAGAAGUGAGCAAGCAUUUCCAAGAGACUCUCCCUUAGCCAUUGACAUGUCGACUGCCAUUCUCGCACUGUCAGAAAACGGUGAGCUUCAAAAGAUUCACGACAAGUGGCUGAACAAAGACGUUUGCGGUUCAGAGAGAUCUCAGCUUGACUCGAGCAAACUCCAUUUGAACAGCUUCUGGGGACUCUUUGUCAUCAGUGGCGUCGCGUGCAUUCUCGCUCUCCUUGUGUAUUUCUGCAUGAUGCUGCGCAAAUUCAGCAGAUACUUUACUGAAGUACAUGAUCCAUCUAUCCAUGGCAGCUCCCGUUCUGCACGAGUCCAGACGUUCUUUUCGUUUGUGAAUGAGAAGGCAGAGGUAUCCAAAAGCAAGUUGAAGAGGAAACGGUCUGAACUUUCAUCUGAUGUUAGUAGGAGGGAGCUCGAAUCUACAAAUGGAUCAGAAAGAAUAGAAACUGGAAGCGAUACUUGGCUUCAUUGAUUAGUUGUUGAAUGGACGUCUUAAACAUUUUUUCUCUGCUUGUGCUUCCAGAGACAAUGGAAGGAGUGUUUUCAGAAUUGAAAAGAGAAACCUGAAGGAUAUAUAGGACAAGAUGAUGAACCAAACAGCGAACAAAAACCAGGAAGCACCGAUGAGCCACAUGCAGGGAAACUUGCAGUUGUGGUUCUGGCUGGGCUCCUGGUAUACUGCACUAAUACGUAUAGGUUUUUGUAAUUUAACCGAUGUUCCUAUAGUGCAAAAGCAAAUAUGUUUGGUAUUCCCUUGUAACUUCCCCGUAUGGGUUAUGUUCGUGUAUCUAUUUCUUGUCUGGGAGAAACUAAUGGAGCUCUCUUUGAUCACCCA